Molecule: messenger RNA, 1428 nt
Organism: Fonsecaea erecta
Lineage: Eukaryota; Fungi; Ascomycota; Eurotiomycetes; Chaetothyriales; Herpotrichiellaceae
Exons: 2
Coding region: 1-1428 (475 amino acids)
Biological process (GO): regulation of DNA-templated transcription
Molecular function (GO): DNA-binding transcription factor activity, RNA polymerase II-specific; zinc ion binding
Source: RefSeq, a predicted model, not a curated record
AUGGUAUUCACCGGGAAGCCAUCUCGAGCCUGCGUGCAUUGCAGACGGAGGAAACUCCGCUGUGAUCUUCGCAAGAAUGCCUGUGGUCAAUGUGUGAGAGCCGGGCUAUCGUGCUCGGGCUACCGCGACCCCGACCAAUUGAGAAUCCGAGAUGAGAGCCAGUCCAUCAUGCGCAAGGCUCGAGGUCUGCCAUCAACACCAAUGACAACGAGUAUUGACACCCCGCUCGUCGACAGAGCGCGGGCGGCUUUCUUCUCUCACUACGUCCUGGGGUUUUCCAAAACCUAUGAUGUCCUGGAACGGAUAGGUCGACAAGCCCCGUUAGACCAGCACCUGGCGGCCAGUGUCGACGCGGUGAGCUUGGCAUUCUUUUCUUUUCAAUACGAUGCUGAAGGCGCGGCGUUUAAGCCCGCGCGGGAAAUGUAUUUGUCUGCUCUUCCGCUAGUCAAAAGCGCCGUGGCUACUACAGAGGUUCUGGCAUCCGACUCAACUUUACUGGCAGUCCUUCUGCUCGACCUCUUUGAAAAGAUCACCAAUCGCAGUCCCAUCUCAUCGGAAUCAUGGAUGAGCCACGUCAAGGGCGCUUUAGCACUUGUGAAGCUGCGCCACCUGCAGCAGCUAGAAACUUACACUGGUCUACGGCUAUCAGUGAGGCUGUUCACCAAUAUGCUCAUCAGCUGCGUCGCCGGCAACUUCCCAAUUCCGCCUGCCUUGGUCAAACUGCGCUCUGAUAUUCAACCACAUCUCAACGCGAAAGAUCCUAAAUGGCAGGUUUCUGGCCUGGUGAUGAAGUAUGCCAACUUUCGCGGAGCAGUAAAGGAAGGCCUGAUUGCACCCUCUGAUAUCAUAACGCAGGCAAAGAGGUUGGACGGCGAGUUUCGCUCACUUGCAACGGACAUGCCACCGACUUGGGUCUCCCACAGAAUUACGGUCCUGCCGGGCUCGCCUGACGUCUUGGAACAGUACUACGACGUCUACCCAGACUAUUUCACCGCGCAGACCUACAAUGUUAUCCGCAUCAUGCGAAUCAUGCUGAACAACCUCAUUCGGACAACAUAUCUUAGCAUGAUCCCAGAAAACACUGGCUUUCACCCCAACGAGUUGAACGUGGCCUUCGCGACCCAUAUAAUCGACACCAUGGCCAAAGAGAUCUGCGCCACCGGGCCCCAAUUCACGCAGAAGCCCACCUACUCUUCGCCAUUUCGAAAAUGUCACCGCUACACACUUCUCUUUCCCUUCUACGUGGCCGCCGUGUUCGCCAGUCCCGAGACGAAGGUGCGGGACUGGGUGGUCCAGCAGUUGAAAAGCAUUUCGAGAAAUUCUGCGACGAGAAAUGCGAGCGUGGUGGCCGAAAUACUGGAGAAGAGACAAGAUCCAGACCCCUGGUCCGUCUAUGCGAUUCUCGGGAGCUACGCGUUCGCAGCAUAG